AUGCUCCGUCGAAAGCCUACAGCAAUCACGAUCACAUCCGAAGAUAUUGCAGCCUUUGAAGAAUCGCGGCUGCGUAAGCUCGAGGAAAACAAACGCCCAGAACAAGGGAAGAGCAGCUCCAAUGUCAACUUCGAUCCGAGCGAUGAAUUGAAACCUCUUCCUGGCGACAAGGCGCGGAUAGUUCGAUCCCGCGAGGAGAGAAUUGGCCUCGGUCGCCGUGGUUGA
This is a messenger RNA of Penicillium cinerascens, 225 nucleotides long. RefSeq names its product CDC26 family anaphase-promoting complex subunit. The transcript has a single exon. Lineage: Eukaryota; Fungi; Ascomycota; Eurotiomycetes; Eurotiales; Aspergillaceae. The record is from RefSeq and is a predicted model, not a curated record. Gene Ontology annotation, biological process: anaphase-promoting complex-dependent catabolic process. The coding region runs from base 1 to 225 and encodes 74 amino acids. Gene Ontology annotation, cellular component: anaphase-promoting complex.